CAUAUCAGGAUUGAGCUCACGUCGAAGAUGUAUACCAUGGGAUCUUUUAAUUCCUCAUUGUUGAGAACUGUUCAUUUUUAGUGCUCUGGAUGAAUCAACUGUUAUAUUGCUUUGCUCAGAACCUUAACGAGCCAUUACAUUGAUUUACGGAAUCGUACUUCAGUUCUAAUCAGUACGCGGUUACAUGUAUUAUUAAAUGUAUAUAUAUGUUAUUCUGGAACUAUCAGACAAUCUGGGCAGGAUUGCUUUGAUGUUACUCGAAGUUCCUCUUGAAAGCUAAACGUGGGUAACAAUGGGGGUUGGUGACGACAUCGCACCACGUUUCACCCAGAAACCAGUUCUAAAACAAGAGGAUAAUGGCGCCAAGCUGGUGUUUCAGUGUACUUUGGAGGCGUCCCCAAAGCCGGACAUUCAGUGGUUCCAAGGGACAACGCCCAUCUCACAGUCCAACCGCAUUAAGAUGCGCGUGGAGCCCGCUGGGGGCAACAAAUACAAUGUAAUGAUGGACAUUAUUGGGGUCACCGCUGCCGACGCUGGCACGUACAAAGUGGUGGCCAAAAACAAGCUUGGGGAAGUCUCCGCCUCAAUCAACCUUAAUUUUAGUGGUAGUCAAAAACAACAAGAUGGAAUUGCUCCAAACUUUAUACAGAAACCCGUCACAAAACAAGCAGACAAUGGUAAAAAACUGCUGUUUGAAUGUCAACUCACAGCCGAUCCAGCUCCACAGAUCACCUGGUUCAAGGACGAGCAGCAAAUCACACCUGGGGGUCGCAUCAAGAUCCGAUCAGAUCCACAACCAAAUAAGAAAUUCUUCUUAGUAUUAGAAAUCAGUGAUGUAAAUGCUAAAGAUGCAGGAAAUUACAGAGUCACAGCAAAGAAUGCAUUAGGAGAAAGCAAUGCCACCAUUAGGCUUAACUUUGACAGUGAUGAAUCAAAGAAGCAACAGGGACAGCCACCAAAGUUCACCACCAAACCAAUGAUUCGACAGGAAGGGGACAAGAUCAUCUUUGACUGUAAACUGACCGCUGAUCCCAAACCCACCAUCACCUGGUACAAGGGGACCGAGGUUCUGAAGGAAGGGGGGCGUUACAAGAUGAAGAUGACCUCUGACAAGGCCAACCACACCGUUUCCAUGGAGAUCGCUGGCGGAGGGAUGCAAGAUGGAGGGGAGUACAAGGCUGUCGCCAAGAACAGCUUUGGUGAAUCCACGGCAACCAUCACUCUGAACUUUGAAGGAAAGAAACCUCCGCAAGGCAAAGCACCUCAUUUCUUGACAAAACCGACCAUCAAGCAAGAGAGAAUGCAGCUUUUGAUGACAUGCAAUCUGGAGGGAAAGCCCGAACCCAAACUAUCCUGGUUUCGGGACAACACCGAAAUCACAAAUGGAGGACGAUAUACUAUGCUGGUGAAAAAGGACGCCUCAGCCCCAGACCGUUAUGUAGCAACUCUUACCAUCAAGGACCCGAAAGCAGACGAUGGAGGCCAGUACAAAGCUACAGCUGUCAACGAACUUGGGGAAUCAAACGCAACGAUUACCCUUAACUUCCAAGUUCGCCAUGGCCUAGCGGUAGCAAUGAUUAUUGGGUUGGAUAAGCCAAAAGGAACUCCACCGACCUUCAAAGAGAAGCCCAAGGUCAACCAGCAGGACAAGAACCUGGUGGUGGAGUGUAGUUGUAAUGCCUCUCCUAAACCGACCUUGACCUGGUACAAGGACUCCAAGGUCCUGAUGCAGGGGCCCCGCUACAAGAUGCGGUCCACCGACAAAGGAAACGACUACACUUUUUACCUUGAUAUUUUGAAUUUUUCUGCGGCUGACAGUGGUAACUACAAAGUCGUUGCUAAGAACGAUGCUGGAGAGGGCACAGCCACCAUUAACAUCAAUCUAGAACCACCAAAAGAGAGUCCGCCCUCCAUGAAGGACAUGCCAAAUGUCCGCUUGGUGGAUAACGGUAAAAAGCUGGUCUGUGAUAUGAGAAUCAACUCCAAAUCCAGGCCAACUACCAUGUGGUAUUUUGGAAACUCCUUACUAAAAUUAGGAGGGCGCUAUAGGAUGGACGUUAAAGAAGAAAGCCCUGGAGUUUUUCUCAUCUUCCUUGAAAUUGCAAAUCCAAUGGAUUCUGACUCUGGGGAUUAUAAAUGUAUCAUCAAAAACCCAACAGGGGAAAUUACUACCACUGCAAAAAUCAACAUGAAAGCUCUUAUGCCCCAGGUUAAGGUUGAACCUGCCAAUUUCUCCCAGAAGCUGUCACCAAAAUCAGUAACUGAAGGAGAGGCUCUGGACCUGAUCGCCAAGGUAACAGGAACUGAGCCAAUCACGGCCACUUGGUCAAAGGACCGCAAGCCAAUCAAGGAUUCCGAUGGCUACAAGAUUUCCUAUGACAAGGGAACCUGUCGUCUGUACAUAGCCGAUGCCAAACCUGCAGAUUCAGGAGAAUUCAAGGUGGAAGUCAAGAACCAGUUUGGAUCUGCCUUCUGCUCUGCAAGUCUUGGGGUCAAAGCUGCACCAAAGAAACCAGAGGAAAAGAAACCAGAGGAAAAGAAACCGGAGGAAAAGAAACCGGAAGAAAAGAAACCUGAGAAGAAAGAGGAAGUUCAACAAAAAGUUGAAACACCUAAGGCUCCUGAAAAGCCUAAAGAAGAGCCUAAGGCUCCAGAAAAGCCCAAGGAAGAGCCUAAGGCUCCAGAAAAACCUAAGGAAGAGCCUAAGGCUCCUGAAAAACCUAAAGAAGAGCCUAAGGCUCCAGAAAAACCCAAAGAAGAGCCUAAGGCUCCUGAAAAGCCUAAAGAACAGCCUAAGGCUCCAGAAAAACCCAAAGAGGAGCCCAAACCAGAGGCCCCUAAAAUUGUUAUAGAUGAUGAAGAAGGUACACCUGAAAAGAACGGAGAAUAUGAAACACAGGGGCCUAAGAGAAUUGUUGUUAAGAAGAAACAAUCAGCUGCAGAUGCUCCCAAGAAACUCGACGGUCCUACCCAUAAAUUCAAGGGAAAACCGUCCAAUCAGAGUGUGGAUGAAGGAAAUGACAUUUCGUGCAAGUUGGACAUCGAAGUGCAGCCUGAUGCACCCGCCCCCGCUGUAAAAUACUUACGCGGUGGCCGAGAACUAAAGAACGACAGUCGUACCAAAAUCACCACCCAGGGAAAUAAGAGUACCAUGAUGAUCAGACGUUCACGAUUUACAGACGAGGCUAAAUACACCGCCAUCUUGGAACAAGAUGGUGUCCAGGUGGAUGAGGCAACAUGGAGUGUGUUUGUGAAAGAUCCCAAGGACUCGCAACUGGAUUACAGGAAUCUACUGAAACACAGAGAUCACAAGAAAAAUGAGAAAGAUGAUGAGGAUAUUGACUGGGGAUCACUUAAACCAGGCAGUAACCAACAAAACCCAUCUCUUCAGUCUAAACCCCAAUCCAUGGUGGACAAGAAAGGCAGACGUCCUUCGGAGAUCGAGAUGAUGAAGAAACAACUGAAGAAAGUUCCAGGAAGUGACAGUGAAGAUGAAAAGCUCCGUUCAUCUAGUGGCCAAGCCAUUAUUUAUGAGGAAGAAGAGGAUAGAGGCAGUAGAAGACAGUCGGUUGAAACGCUUGAUAUUCCAAUUAAAAAACCAUCAGUUGACAAGCUGGAGGCAAUAGAGCAAAAUCGUAGGUCCUCCAUGCAGCAGCGCAGGGCGUCUUUGGUAGAGCUCAUUCCAGACUGGCCAACUCUCCAACACAGGGAGGUCAAAAAAGAGGAACCGGACAAGUUCUUGCAAGAUCUGCAGGACAUGAAAAUCAAAGAGGGCACCAAAGAAGCCGUCUUCUCCUGUGAAUUUGUCAAACCCAAUGCCAAACUCAAGUGGUUCAAGAACAAACUGGAGAUCUUCAAUGGUCACAAGUAUCAUUUCAAAAAUGAGGGCAACAUUUACAAACUCAUUUUACACAAUGUCAAAUUGGAAGAUGGCGGAAAGUACACUUUGGAGUGCAAUGGUGUCAAAACGUCUGCUUGGUUGUAUGUUGAAGCCAAAGAGCCUGAAUACUUCUUCACACAAAAACUCCCAGAGAAAUACUCUGUCACGAGAAGAAAGGAAGCUGUUAUGGAGUGCUUUGUGUCUGAUCCUAGGGCAAAGGUCAAGUGGUAUCGCAAUGGCGAACCCAUUGAUAGAAAAAUUAUUCGAGAGAACCCAGAUAAGUACACACCUGGGAAGUUGGAGAUCCAAAGACGAGAGAACCGCUGUAUCCUGAGAAUUAAGGAUGCUCGCCCCGAGGAUGAGGCCGAGUUCAAGUGUGAGUGUGGAGCCGCCAGCACCACCUGUAAACUGUCGGUCACAGAGCCUGAGUGGGACUUCAUGAAGCUGUUGGAGGAUGUGGAAGGAGUGGAGCGUGACAAGGCCGUGUUUGAAUGCGACGUCAACGACCCUGAGGCAGAGGUCACAUGGUGGAGAGGAGAUAAGGAAUUGUCUGGAGGUGGAAAGUAUGAAAUCAUCAAGGACAACUUCAAACGCAGACUGGUUGUGAAGAACUGCCACAUGAAGGAUGAUGGGGAGUACACUUGUAAAGUUCUGGACAAGUCCACCAAGGCUAGCCUCUUUGUAGAGCCUGAUAUCAAGUUCUUUAAGAAACUGGAGAACAAGAGAGAGCGCGAGACAGGGACAUUGGUGCUGGAGUGUAAAGCCUCCAAUCCACACAACCAGCCGGUCAAGUGGUUUAAAGACGGCAUGCCCAUCAACAGGGAUGACCCGAGACUUGAGAUUACCAGGAAGGGAGAGAUGCACAAGCUUGUGAUCACCAAUCUGAAUCGUGACGAUGCGGGUCAAUACACAUGUCAGGUCGGAGAGCGACCAACCAGAUCCGACGUCAUUGUGGAUGAAUUGCCUAAACCUCCCAAAGUUGAUCCCAAAUAUAUCCCGGAAGAAAUUGUUGUCAAGAAAGGAGAAUGCAUUGAACUUGAAAUUCCAUUUGUUGGCACACCGCAGCCUGUGGCUUUGUGGAAGAAGGAUGGAACCGCUCUGAGUGAAGCUGACACAGACUUACAGACGACUGACCGUGCGGCCAAGAUCAGGAUUCCCGAUGCUCAGCGUACGGACACAGGAGAGUACGAACUCACUCUCACUAACGAAGUGGGAACUGAAAUCAUUCCCAUCCCUGUCAGAGUUCUAGAUCGGCCAGGCAGACCGGAGGGUCCAUUGGACGUGGUGGAUGUGUACAGUGACCGCUGCUCUCUCCUGUGGGACAGACCCAAGGACGACGGUGGCAGCCCCAUCAAACACUACACUGUGGAGAAGAAUGACGCCGCCAAGGAUACCUGGGAGGAGGUAUGCACCACUGAGGAUCUGGAGAUUGACGUGACGGGACUGAAGGAGGGACACCGCUACCAGUUCCAGGUCAAGGCUGUUAACGCCCAGGGGGUCAGUGACCCACUUGUGGCUGAUGGCGAAAUCAUUGCCAAAGAUCCCUGGGAUCCCUCUGAUCCACCAGAGAAACCAGAGAUUAUUGACUAUGAUAAGGACUACGUGGAGAUCUCCUGGAAACCUCCAAAGAACGAUGGAGGAGCUCCUAUUGAGAAGUACAUCAUCGAAAAGAAGGAGAAGGGAUCAGACAAGUGGGAAAAGGGUGUGGAGGUUGAAGGCAGUGACACCACAGGAACUGUGGAGGGGUUGACUGAGGGCAAAGAGUACGAGUUCCGAGUCCUCGCCAAGAACCGGGCGGGUCUCUCCCAGCCCAGCAGUGUGUCACCACCCGUAGUUACCAAGGCUCGCAGAGUUAAACCACGAAUUAUGGACAAAAACAAAUUGUUACCAAUCCGAAUCAAGAGGGGUCAGCCAUUCAACAUAGAUAUCAGCUUUGUUGGAGAGCCAGCCCCAACUGUCACAUGGAAGAGGAAGACUCUGGAUUUAGACUCAGAUUCAGAGACAGAACUAGACUUUAAGGAUGGCAAGGAAGAGGAAGUCACUCCAGAUUCCAACGUCUCAAUUGACAACAGCACGCCAAAGAAAAGCAAAUUGAAAUACCUGUCAGGUGAACGCAAGGACACGGGUGAAUACACCGUGGUCGUAGCCAACAAACACGGCUCCGACGAUGCUAACAUUGAAGUGGUGGUACUGGGUCCUCCAACAAAGCCGGAGGGACCUUUGGUCGUGGAGAAUGUUACAAAGGACCAGGCCACCCUGAAAUGGAAGGAGCCCAAAGACAAUGGCGGAAACCCUGUCAGUGGAUACCGAGUGGAGAAGAAGGAUACACAGAAAGGAAGAUGGGAACCGGUCAAGGAUAACAUCAAGGGAAGCGAGUUUACAGUCCCCAAACUCACCGAGGGACGUGACUAUCACUUCAGAGUGGCUGCCGUAAACGACAACGGAGAAUCCGACUUCCUUGAAACUGACUCUCCUGUCACAGCCAAGAAUCCAUUCGAUGAGCCUUUCCCACCCAGCAUGCCUAAGUGUAUUGAGCAAGACAGGGAUCACAUCAUUAUUGGCUGGGAACCUCCGGAGAAUGACGGAGGAAAUCCUGUCCAGGGCUAUAUCGUAGAGAGGAAGGAGCCAAAAUCCAACAGAUGGACUCCAAUCAACAGGGGACUUGUAAAGGAUUGUCAGUUUGAGGAUGAGAAGGUUACAGAAGGAAAGGAGUAUGAAUACAGAGUCCUGGCUGUCAACGAGGCCGGAAAUUCCGAACCCAGUGUUCCCUGUAAACCAAUCACUGCCAAGCCUACCAAAGAGCCACCUAAGGUCAAUCUGGAUGCUUUGUUUGGAGCCAAGGAGAUCCGGGUGAAGGCUGGAGAACCUCUGACUAUUCCCAUUGGGAUAUCUGGAGCUCCCACUCCUACCUGUACCUGGAACAAAAAUGGAUCCCCUGUUGACAGCAGGGCACAAUGCACCAGCACAGAAGAAGAUGCCAAACUCUUCAUUCCAAAAUGUGAGAGGAAGGACACAGGCAAAUACACCAUCACUGUGUCCAAUGCUUACGGCACUGAGACUGCCGACAUCCCAGUGGUUGUUCUGGAUAAGCCUGGCGCCCCAGAGGGACCACUCGAGGUGUCCGAUGUGAUGGCCGAUUCUUGCAAACUCUCUUGGAAGCCACCUGUGGACAAUGGUGGAGCUGAAGUAACAGGAUAUGUGGUUGAGAAACAAGAAGAAGGAUCGUCUUUGUGGGAGAAGGUGACCGGAAUCGGAUCAGGAACCACCAUGCCAGUCAAGGGCCUGAAGGAGGGCAAGAAGUACAAGUUCAGGGUCAAGGCCGAAAACAUUUACGGAGCCGGAGAACCUCUGGAAACAUCCAAACCUACUCUGGCUAAGAAUCCAUUUGACUCUCCUGAUGCUCCUAAGAACCUCCAGAUUCCAAAAUACGACAAGAGAUCUUGUGACUUAACAUGGGACAAGCCGGACUUCGAUGGAGGAAAUCCCAUCUCAGGCUAUGUUGUGGAGAAGAGAAGCAGGGGAGGUGACUGGGUUCCUGUGAACAGCUUCCCAGUCAAAGACACCAACUUCACUGUAAUGGGUCUUCAGGAGGGGACAGUUGUAGAGUUCAGAGUGGCAGCAGUCAAUGACGGAGGACCAGGCAAAUUCAGCAAGGCAACACCCCCACACCAAGUCAGGGACCAAGUCUUCCCUGCUGGAGCCCCAGGACAGCCGAAUGUGGAAAAGAUCACCAAGGAUUCUGUGGACCUUUCCUGGCAGAAACCAGUCAAAGAUGGCGGCAAGAAACCGUCUGCUUACAUCAUCGAAAAGAAAUCCAAGGGAGGCAACUGGGAGCAGUGUAAAGAGGUUUCCGGAAAUGAGCUGAUGUGCACUAUUCCUAACCUGAAGGAGAAGGACGAAGUGCAGUUCCGUGUCAUCGCAGUCAACGAUGCUGGUCCCGGUGAACCAAGCAGACCUACCAGCAUGAUCACUGUGGAGGAACAACCAGCACGUCCAAACCUGAACAUGUCCAAUGUAAAAGACAUCAAUGUCAAAGCUGGACAAAACUUCCAGAUCCAGGUUCCAUUUAGCGGAUUCCCUAAGCCAACAGCUGUCUGGAUGAAUGGAGUCAAAGAGAUCGAGGAUGACACUCGUGUCCAUCUGAAAGUGGCUGAGGAUCAUGUGCUCCUUACAAACACCAAAGCCGAGAGAGGAGACGCAGGCCGAUACAGACUCACCCUCAAAAACGCAUCCGGACAGGACUCCGGAUCUCUCAAUGUCAAUGUGUUGGAUCGCCCAGGAUCCCCCAAAGGACCUCUGACUGCUGUAGACAUUAUGGGUGAGGAACUGACACUCAAGUGGAUCGCCCCCGAAGACAACGGCGGAGAAAAGAUCAACAACUACAUUGUAGAGAAGCGCAAGGCUGGAACCAAGAAAUGGCAGAAGGUGUCCAGCUUUGUUAACACUCCGGAGUGUCUGGUGAAAAAUCUGGAGCCUGGAACAGAGUACGAGUUUAGAGUGAUGGCCGAAAACUCAUUGGGAGUCAGUGAUGCUCUGGAGUCCUCCGAACCCGUGCUGGCUAAACUACCUUAUGACAAACCUGGUGCACCCGGCACCCCGAAAUGCUCAGCCUACACUCCCGAUUCUAUCACCCUGGAGUGGACUCCGCCCAAAAAAGAUGGAGGCAACCCCAUCAAAGGUUACCAGGUGGAGAAGAGAGAAGCGGGAGAGACUAAAUGGACCAAGGCCAACUUUGCUGAUAUUUUUGACAAUGAGUUCACAGUCAAAGGUCUAACUGAGGGCAAGGAAUACGAGUUCCGAGUGGCAGCCAUUAAUAACGCGGGGUUGGGAGAAUUUGCAGAAACUUCAGAGGCCAUUAAAGCACAGCAACCUCCAGUUGCUCCUAAAGUCAGUCCCAACUUCAUUCCAAGAGACAUCACUGUCAAGAAAGGGGAAGAGUUCAAGAUUGUUAUUCCUUAUGAUGGCAAUCCCAUACCUAAAGCAGACUGGACUGUGGGUGGAAGACCUCUGUCACAGGGUGGUCGUGUGAGUUUUGAGAACACCCCCACAGAAAUCAAGCUGUUCAACAAGGCAGCAGAAAAGUCUGAUUCAGGCAAAUACAGUGUACAUUUGUCCAAUGAAAAGGGCAACGACACUGCCACCAUCAAUGUCAAUGUUGUUGACUCUCCUGACAAGCCGGAGGGACCUCUGGAAGUAGGAAACAUCACCCCCGACUCCUGUGUUCUUACCUGGAACGCUCCCAAAGAGGAUGGUGGAAGCCCAAUUUCCAACUAUGUUGUGGAGAAGAUGGACACCCGCACAGGUGCCUGGGAACCAGUCAGCAAGUUUGUGCGGGGCACCAACUACGAGGUGAUGGGCCUGGCUGAGGGCCAUGAGUACAAGUUUAGAGUCUCCGCAGAGAACCAGUUUGGAAGGAGUGAACCGCUGGAGACUUACCUUCCAAUCGUUGCACAGCAUCCUUACACUCAACCCGAUGCCCCUGGCCAUGUCAGCGUUAUGGACAUCGAUGAAUCGGCCGUCACCCUGUCCUGGUCUAAGCCGCGGAAUGACGGCGGUAAGAAGAUUGUGGGGUAUGUGGUGGAGUACAAGGAUCCCACCACGGGACGCUGGAAGGAGGCCAACGACUUCCCUAUUGAUGAGUGUGUUUAUCAGGUGAAAGGCUUGAAGAAGGACAAGCCAUAUGAUUUCCGAGUGAGAGCCAAAAACAUGGCAGGUCUGAGUGAACCAAGUGAGGUGGUUGGUCCUAUUACACCUAAACCAAAAUACACUAAGUCAAGUCCACCUGGCGUACCAGAGGCUGUCAACAUUGGAAAGACGUACGCUGAUCUAAAGUGGGAGCCACCCAAGCAUGACGGAGGAGCUAAAAUCACAGGAUACGUUGUGGAGAAGAGACCCAAGGGAGGAGAGACCUGGUCUCGGGUCAAUGAUUAUCCCUGCACCGAUCCUCUCUUCACUGUCACCAACCUUCCUGAGAACUCCGAGUGGGAGUUCCGAGUCAUGGCUGUCAACGCUGCCGGAAACAGUGAACCUAGCUUGUGUUCACCAUCCUACAAGAUCAAGGAGAAAAUCGUUGGCUCUGCCCCAGAGUUCAUCAAGAAGCCAGCGGACACCAAGGCACCACUGGGAGGAGAGGUUUCGUUCACUGCGGAGGUCCAUGGCACUCCUUUCCCUACCUGUCAAUGGUACAAGAAUGGAGUUCCAGUUGGCAGUGGUGGCCGCAUGAGAGUGAUCAAGGAGGAUGACGUCUUUAUUUUCGUCAUUAAUGAAAUUUAUGAUAAAGACGAGGGAGAAUUUACCUGUGAAAUUUCUAAUACACUGGGAACCGAGAAAGCCACAUGUCGCUUGCUGCUACAGAAUCCACCUAAAUUCGAGAAGGACAUCAAGGACCAGAAAGUCGAGGUGGGAGAGCAGCUUAAGAUAAAGAUCCCGUACUCAGGAAGUGGGCCGUUCGACGUCAAACUCAAGAAGGAUAACCGCGACGUGCCAGAGAGCAACCGCAUCAAGAUCACGCCAUUUGAUGACUACUUGAUUUUGGUUAUCAAAGACUGUACCGCAGAUGACACAGGUAGAUAUCAGUUGGAGGCCAGUAAUGCCUGCGGCAGUGCCAAGCUAGGAUUUGGAGUUAAUGUUGUCAGUGCACCUUCACCACCCACUGGUCCACUGGGCAUCAGUGACAUCACAAAGAACUCAUGUAGGUUGUCGUGGAAACCACCUAAGGAGACCGGCGGUGCAAAGAUCUCCAGCUAUGUCAUUGAGCGCCAGGAAGUCGGCAAGCCUUACUGGGUCACCGUGUCCUCUCAAUGCAAGGAUACUCACCAAGAUGUUCAAGGCCUGUUUGAGAACCAAAAAUACUUGUUCAGAGUCAUGGCUGUAAAUGAACAUGGACAGUCUGAACCCCUGCAAGCUGAGAAUCCAAUUGUAGCCAAAAUGCCAUUUGAUGCCCCCGACACUCCAGGCUUGCCCGAGGUUACUGAGGUGGGUGGGGACUUUGUCAGCCUGAAAUGGGACAAACCCAAAUCUGAUGGUGGUGGAAGGAUCAAGUCCUACUGGGUGGAUAAACGUGAGCAUGCAACAGAAAACUGGCACCGCGUCAACUUGACACCCUGCCUGACAAACAUGAUCAAUAUUCCCAACCUUAUCGAGGAUCGCAGAUAUGAAUUCAGAGUGUUUGCUGAAAACGAGGCUGGAAUGAGCAAACCAUCUCUUGCUUCUAACAGCGUGAAGGUCAAAGAUCCAAAUGCUGCUGUGGUGCCUGAGAUCUCUCAGGGACUGCGAGACAUCCAGACCGUUGCUGGUAAGACGGCUACCUUUGAGUUGGAGGUCUCUGGCAAUCCCAAACCUGAGGUGCAAUGGUACAAGGGUUCCAGAGAAAUUUUUGAUGACCACAAGUUUGAGAUCAUCGAGGAAGGUAAUCGCCAUAUACUGAUUAUCAAGGAUGUGUUUGGAGAAGAUGCUGACGAAUACUCUGCUAAAGUCUUCAACAGGGGAGGAUCCAAGGUUUCCAGAGCAAAUCUGAACAUCAGGGCUCCACCCAAAAUCAAUGUACCAUCUAGAUUCAAGGAAGUCAGUACCUUUGAGAAGGGAGAACCUGUGGUCAUCAAGAUUCCAUUCACUGGUAACCCCAAACCGACUGUUAAGUGGGUCAGAGAUGGCGUGGAGAUCAAGGGACGUAACUACGUCCAGGAAGUGACCGAUCGCCAUGCCAUCCUGACCAUUAAGGAGGCUACUAAAGAAGAUGAUGGUCCAUACAGGCUGACUCUGGAGAAUGAACUCGGAACUGACUCCGCUGUCAUCAAGAUCCAAAUCAAUGAUCGUCCUGAUCCUCCAAGAUUCCCUGUGGUGGAGAACAUCAGAAAUGAUUCUGUGGUUCUCUCCUGGAAGGCACCACUUAACGACGGUGGUAGCUUCAUCACUGGUUAUGAUAUUGAGAAGUGUGAACCACCAGCAACCAAAUGGGUCCGUGUGGCCAACACUAGAAUGACCUUCCACAACAUUCAGAGUUUGUCCUCUGGCAAGGAGUACCAGUUUAGAGUCAUCGCUGAGAACUUCUAUGGGAAGAGUGAUCCCUGUGAACCAACCUCCACCAUACAGACUGAGGAGUCCGAGGCCAGCAAGAGGAAGAAGCGUGAAGAUGAAUCAGGGAGAAAAGUCCGAGGAACAUAUGAUGGCCCCAAGAUCAAUGACUAUGAUAAAUUCUAUGAGGACUUGUGGAAGAAGUAUGUGCCUCAGCCAGUCCAAGUCAGAACUGACAACAUCUACGACUAUUAUGACAUUUUGGAGGAACUUGGCAGUGGUGCCUUUGGAGUAGUCCAUCGCUGUGUGGAGAAGGCUACCGGCCGGGUGUUUGUAGCCAAGUUCAUCAACACUCCCUACCCCCUGGACAAGGCCACAGUCAAGAACGAGAUCAACAUCAUGAACCAGCUCCAUCAUCCAAAACUCCUCCAACUCAAGGACGCUUUUGAGGACCGCCACGAGAUGAUCCUGGUCUUAGAAUUUUUGUCCGGAGGAGAGUUGUUUGAUAGGAUAGCUGCUGAGGAUUACAAGAUGACAGAGGCUGAGGUGAUUAACUACCUGAGACAAGUGUGCGAAGGACUGAAACACAUGCACGAACACAGCAUCGUCCAUCUCGAUGUCAAGCCUGAAAAUGUGAUGUGUGAAACCAAGAAAUCUACAAACGUCAAGAUGAUAGACUUUGGUCUGGCCACCAAACUGAACCCUGAUGAGAUCGUCAAGGUGACAACAGCCACUGCAGAGUUUGCUGCCCCCGAGAUCGUGGACUCGGAACCCAUUGGAUUCUACACAGACAUGUGGGCGGUCGGAGUCCUGGCCUACGUUUUGUUGAGUGGGCUGUCCCCCUUCGCUGGAGAAGAUGACCUGGAGACCCUACAGAACGUCGCCCGCUGUGACUGGGAGUUCGCUGAGGAGGCGUUCUCUCAGGUCUCUCCCGAGGCCAAGGACUUCAUCAGACGACUCCUGAUCAGGAGACCUCAGGAGAGAAUGACAGUUCAUGAUUGUUUGGAUCAUGCCUGGCUGAAGGGUGAUCUGAGCAGCAGGACUACCAGGAUCCCAUCCAGUCGCUAUGACAAGAUCCGAGCCAGAAUCAAGGAACGAUAUGGUGACUGGCCACAGCCACAGCCUGCCAUCGGUCGCCUGGCCAACUUCAGCUCUCUCAGGAAACACCGUCCAAAGGAGUACUCCAUCUACGACGCUUACUUUGACCGUAAGGAGGCUGCUCCAAGGUUUAUCAGACGUCCGAGAAAUGUCUUGGUCGGAGAAGGCAACAUUGCCAAGUUUGACUGCAGAAUCAUUGCUGCCUCUGCUCCUAUUGUCACAUGGCACUUUGAUGGAGGUGUCCUUACUCAGAGUGUCAAGUACAUGCAGAAAUACAGUGGAAGUGAGUACGAACUGAAGGUCAGUCGCUGUAAGAAGGAGGAUGCCGGCACUUAUCUCGUCAUCGCCGAGAACUCAUUUGGAAAGCGUGAAGAAAAGGCUUCCCUCAAAGUGGAACCUGCUCCUAAGAGAGACAUUACACUGAGCAGGGAAACAACACCAAUGCGCCGAUCUAGACCACCCUCCGUGAUGAGAGAAAUAGAGAAACCCAAGGAGGAGCGCCCAGAUUUCAACUUUGGUCUGCGUCCUCGUCUGAUCCAAGCCGGACAGGAAUUCAAACUCAUCUGCUGUGUCCAGUGUACCCCAACACCCAAGGUCACCUGGACUAAAGAUGGCCGUGACAUUACUCACAACGAGCACUACAUGUGCCAGUAUUCCAGUGGUGUGUGUACCAUGGAGGUGCAGAGUGCACAGGUGUCCGACACAGGCACUUACACAUGUAUUGCUGUCAACGAGCUCGGAACAGAGGAAACAUCCAGCUACGUUGUUGUAGAAGAUCGAGCUCACGAAGGAGUUGACUUGAGAAAGAGUGCUAAAUCCCGCAGUGUACGCCAGACUAAAUCUGGGUACAGCAGUCGGUACGAGGACUCCAGCUACAACGAAUCUUCCUACUCCUCCUCCUCCAAAACCAGUCGCUCCUCUAGGAAGUACACCGAGGAGACAGUCGAGGAGAGCUCCUACUCCUCCAGGCGCUCAGAUAGAAAGAAGAGAGAGGAGCCACAGGAAGUUGCCCCAGAAUUCACACAGAACCUGUCCCCAGAAAUCCUGAGGGAGGGGGAUCGUCUGAAACUGACCUGCUCUGUCAAAGGAACCCCCGACCCUGAUGUAGAAUGGUACUUCAACGGACAGUUGUUGAAGAGUGACAGCCAUGUCAAAAUCCGAUGCAUUGCCGGUAGCUGCUCCCUGGAGAUCAGCGAAGUCACUGUUGACGACGACGGUUCCUACACAUGUAAAGCUAUUAACUCCGCUGGUGUAGCAUCUACUAAAACUAGUGUACAAGUCACUGCCAAGCCACAACAGAAGCUUGCCGACCCUCCCCGCUUUAUUACCCACCCCCUAGGUCUUAGGUUAAAUGAUGGUGACGCUGCCACGUUAGAAUGUCAGAUUUCAGGCUCGCCUGAGGUCAAGUGGUACAAAGGUAGAGAACAGAUCACCGAUAGCGAGGACUUCCGUUACGAGAAUGACGGAGACACGUACAGACUGGUGAUCGCCGAGGUCUUCCCCGAGGACAGUGGGAUGUACAAAUGUGUGGCUGAAAACGAGGCUGGUACCGCCUCCAGCAGCUUCACUGUUUUCGUAGAAGUGCCUGAAGAACCCCAGAGUCCCCAGUUUAACAAAUUUCCCCAAUCUAGAACCGUAGAUGAAGGAUCUCCCUUCAAAGCUACCUGUGCUUUAGAUGAUGUUGAAACAGUCAUGUGGACCAAGGAUGGUCGGGAAAUUGAAGACACUGGCAGAUUCAACUUCAGUCAAGAUGGCAACUCUUUCACUUUUGAGAUUCCUGCAGCUCUGGCCACAGACUCGGGUGUCUACUGCGCCAAGGCUACAAGCAGCAAGGGGAAGGCAGAGUGGCAGUUCACACUCGAUGUGCGAGUAAGUUCCUCUCCCUGUGCAGAUAUUGACGUGCUACAGCUGAUCAAGUCCAUGCAGCAAUGAAGAUCUAUAUAGCCAUCAUCACAACUAAUUUAAGUCUUGUCCACUUGAUUUCAUGGUGACCAUCCAUGUAUGAACUAGUUUACUGUCCUAUGCUGGGGAACCAGUUUAUAGACAAUUCAACACCGACACGAUUUUGCAAAUAUCGGCUGCAGCAGCCCUUUACGAAAACUUGGCUUGUUUUGUGUUGCAUUGGAGAUUUUCAAACUAAUCAUACCUGAUGGCUUUGCAUCAGAAGUUCACAGGCAGAUGAAUAAGAGUUGAUAAAUGUGGAUUGUUAUUCUCAUAAACUGUGUUUUUUUGUGUAUGUAUUUAUUAUUAUACAGAUUAAAUUUUUAAUAUAUUUAAAUUAUUUUGUUGAUAAUGUGCAACCACCAUUCAUGUCUUUCAUUACUGGUUUGAAGAGAUUAACUAUAUUUUAAUUGUAUAUUUUUUAUUUAUAAAACAAAAAGUAGAAUAUUUUUUUGUGUUUUUUUGACGUACAGUUGUAGAAAUGCACAGAAAUCGUAGGGAUUAAUAUCAUUGUGUGAGAAAUGAAACUAUUUUGAAUGAACUGACAUGUGAUUCUUCAAAGGAAAAAAAAGUCACCAAUACAAUUAUAGCUCUUGAUGUUCUUAAUUGCUUAGAGUGAUGUGCUAACUCAGCUAGAAUCCUGUACAGUAGUAGCCAAGUGCACAGUAAAUCUUGUAGACAUAAAAAGACCGAAAGUAGAGAGUUGUUGUUGCCCCCAGAUACUUAACACCUUAACACCUGUAGUUUGCUGUUGUAUUUGGUCUACAUGUAUCAGGAUCCUGGCCCCAAUCUCCCAUCCCUUGCUUUGUAUUCCAUGACAAAAUGUUCACAUAUAUUAAAGCUGUUUUCCACAAUC
Magallana angulata is the source of this 15788-nucleotide messenger RNA. Its product is annotated as twitchin-like. The record is from RefSeq and is a predicted model, not a curated record. Gene Ontology annotation, molecular function: ATP binding; protein binding; protein kinase activity. The transcript is spliced from 100 exons. The coding region runs from base 293 to 14923 and encodes 4876 amino acids. Lineage: Eukaryota; Metazoa; Mollusca; Bivalvia; Ostreida; Ostreidae. Gene Ontology annotation, biological process: protein phosphorylation.